This is a messenger RNA of Galendromus occidentalis (western predatory mite), 2736 nucleotides long. RefSeq lists its product as uncharacterized. The record is from RefSeq and is a predicted model, not a curated record. NCBI's taxonomy places the organism in Eukaryota, Metazoa, Arthropoda, Arachnida, Mesostigmata, Phytoseiidae. Bases 1 to 2736 code for a protein of 911 amino acids. The transcript has a single exon.
AUGGCGACCCCCGAAGAUUCCGAGCCUUCCAGAGAAAAUAUCGACGUGAGAAAGGAGCUGAGGACGCUUAGACAGCGACGGACGAUCCGACGAAACAGAAUCAAGACUGAGAUCGCCGGUAUUGAAGGUCUGAGCGCCGGAAAUCCGAAGUUCCGCGACGAUCAGAGUCCCGACGUUCUCUUGGAGGUGGUGUCACAGCAUCUCUCACGCGUACGCGAGUUCACCGAGCAGGUUUGUGGGCUGCUUGAUGAUGAAGAUCUGGAGAGAGAGAUCACCGAGUCCGAGGCGUUCGAGGCGGAGAUUGAUGCCGUUAUCGCGAUGAUUUCGGCUGUGGCAAAACGGAGCGCGAAUUCAUCGGCGAGCGCCGAACAGACAUUCUACGGAACACCGCAAGGCGUGCGGCAUGUCCGCUUUCGGCCAGCCUUCGAGUCCACAAUGAUUCCACCGUCGACCAACAGGCAGACUCCCGGGACUCCGAUUUCAAACGACAGUUCGAGCUCGACGAGCGUUCACCGAGCCGCCGAAGAGAACAUCGUCUCAAGACAUCCCGUCGAGAGGGCCGUACCGGCGCCUUCGAAUAGUGCAUUCGCGCCGACACCUGGCACGAUUGCGCGGCUUCCACGCGAGCUGGAUAUAUCGCCUGAAGUGUUUUCCGGCGAGAGACUCAAAUUACGCUCAUUCAUCACGCAGUUCAGGUGCUUCGUGGGCAAGAGACCCGACGCCGCUCCGAUCGAAAAAUUGAUGAUACUUCGUAAAUACCUCCGAGACGGACCGAAAGAUAUCGUCCAAGCCUUGGAGUUAACCGACGCUAAUUACAAAGUUGCCAUGACCCUUCUCGAGAACAACUAUUCCCGGGUUGACACCGAGACUCAAAGGCUACUCGCCGAAUUACGAAACCUACCGAAGAUCGCGAAAGCGUACGACUUCGCGUGUCUGCGAAAGUUCUUGACGUUGAUUCAAGGACACACAGCCAUCCUCACAGCGAAUGGUAUUCCGCUCAUCUCAUACGCUCUGACGUUGAAAUCAUCGAUGGAAUCGGCUAUGCCCCCCCGAAUGCGACAAGAUUUCAAAGAUGAACAGCGUAUGGAAGAGAAGUUCACGCGCUCGUCCGAAACAAUGCCGGAGGGAAGACCCGAUGCGAUAAUCGACAAAACCGUCCUCGAAGUUGAGAAACUGAUGAGAUUCCUUCGUCGGCGAGUACAGGAUCUGGAGGAUAAUAAGUACCUCGAUGCGAUCACAAAUCCGUCCGAGCACAAGAAAUUCGACAGUCAAAGGAAACCGAUGAGGGAACGUCGCCUCGACGCAACAGUAGCGGGAGUUUUGGACAAAUCCCAACGAAGCCGCUUCAAGAUACGUCCAUGCCUAUUUUGUAAAACAGAAGAGCACAAUUCCUCUCACUGUCAAGCUGAGCUUUCGCUCGAGAAACGAAGAGAAAUUCUGCGAGACCAGAAACGAUGCCCCAGCUGCUUCAUGUCAGCUCAUCAAAGUCCGAAGGAUUGCCGCGGCCCGAGAUUCCCGUGCGCCAAAUGCAACUCGAACCAGCAUUAUGCACCGAUGCACCCAAAACCGACACCGGCAGCAAGCGCUGGGAUCGGGGAAGUGUCCGCUGGUCUCGACUCGACGAGCAACGCGCUUCUGUGGACAUCAUCCGCCUACGUAGUAAAUGGGGGACUCAAAAUACCCAUUCGAAUCUUCAUCGACGGAGGUAACUCCAUCAGAGUAAUGCUCCCGUCUCUACGAAGGAUGCUCCGGGAAUCACCCGUUGGCGCCCGAGACCUCAACCUACAGGCCUUCGCGAGCUCGCACUCAAUCAGGGGUGCUCCGGUCUUCAACGUCCGCCUCACGGGACCGUUCGAUAAGAAGGUGAUUGAGAUCUUUGCGCUCGAGCAUGAAUUCGGGAUACAUCCUCCGAACGAUCGGCCACCACGCGUCGCAGAGGCCAUACGCCGAUUCGACGAGUCUCGACCUGUUGCUGACCGAACACUUGUCGAUGGAUGGACAGAGUCGCCCCCGGCUAUCCUUGUUGGAAUGGACCAAAUGCACAAAAUUGUGAAUUGCUUCCAACUGCCCGUAGCUGUCGUCGACAAUAUAGUAGCGCAGCCCAGCCGAUUCGGAUGGCUCAUCGGCGGUCCGACAUCAACCGAAAAUCACGUUGACGCUACAGUGACGGCAGCUCACGUUCUCUGUUGCGCGGCUGCAACGAAAUCCGAUCCACUGCCGAUCACUCCGGCUGCUAAAGCUCUCCAAACCCUAUGGAGUCUCGAGUCUGUGGGCAUAGCGGGACCCCCCUCUGCCACGCAAAUGUCUGCAGACGACGACUCGGCGCUCCGGCAGUUUAGAUCCGGAUUGGAGUUCCGAAACAAUCGAUAUGCCGUAUCGUUCCCGAAACGGGAAACAAUCUGCUUGCUGCCGAGCAACAAGGAGGCGGCACUUAGGAGACUUGAGCGUGAGCUCUCGCAAUUGACGAGGGAACCGGCGAAAUAUCAGCGUUACCAUCAGGAGAUUAUGAAAUUCAUCGACAAAGGCCACGCUGCCGAAACGAAGACGCAUUCUCUCGAAGCCCCCGCGGCCGUUGACGGAACGUACUUCAUGCCGCACCAUGAGGUGAUCACCAGAAAGGGAAACAUUGAAAAGUGGCGGAUCGUUUUCGAUUGUUCAUCGAAGGAAAAGGGAGCCACUUCAUUGAACGAGCACCUACUCCCUGGCCCAAAUCUGAAUCCGCAGUUAGUCUGCUGA